CGAGACGACGGUAUUCUGGUGAACUAUCGGAUAGAAACAUCUACACGGUGGUUUACGGUAAUUUAUCCCAUGAUUCUUUUCUGCCAAACGCUAUGCUUUGUUUAUAUCUACAUAAACACCAAAGGCACCGCAACGCCAUUGUUUGAGGUAGAAAUAAACAUCUAUAUUAAGACAUUAAUAGCGUUGCCGGGCCAAAGGGCGAGUAUUUAUAUCUUUAAAGUGUCCCGUAAAAGAUGGACAUCAUGAAUACCGCCGAAUUUCAGACACACUUGACAGCCAUAAUGGAAACGUUAGCGAAAACGGCUGUUGUGGAAAUAAGCAAACUUUUGGAGGAGAAUGCGUCUUUUCUGCGAUUAGAGUUUACACGGUUUACAAGCGAAAAUGAAUCUCUGAAAAAGAAAUGUCAUUUUCUGGAGAACGAACUUCAGUCAGCACGGAAAAGCGCUGGAAAGAUGAACGGGUCACCAGCUCCAUUCAACCAUCCGGGACUUACAGGAUCUGCAGUGACCAGUGAUGAGAGAUGUGUUGCCCAAAGCUCUGAAGAUUUUAUCACAUACACAGUACCUUCAGAUGACCAAGUCCAAUUGAACGUGCACCAGACACCAGCUGAAGAACAAGCUCUUGAUGGAGCUACACAUGGACACAUCACAGCAGGGUCAGUUCUGAGCCCUGAUGUGGGAUUUAUUCCUAAUAACCUGAAUUUCAAUGGGACAGUUACUCCAAAGAAGAAAUUCAAGUGUGUGUUCUGUGGGAAAACCUUUGAGUAUUUAAGCCACAUGACAAGACACAUGCGAAAACACUCUGGAGAAAAACCUUACGUCUGUACAGUUUGUGGUAAACGGUUUGCUCAGAAAACAUAUCUCAUAACUCACGAGCGCACUCAUUCUGGUGAGAGGCCGUACGCGUGCAUGGAGUGUGGAAAGAGCUUUUCUCAAAAAUCUUCUCUUAAUGUACACCUCCGAAGCCACACCGGAGAAAAGCCAUAUAGCUGCUCACACUGUGGUAAAAGCUACGCCUUCAAAAUUGCGCUUAGAACACACCGAUGUUAAACCAGAAAUAAAUUGCUACUGCAUAUUGUCUCCUUAGUUUUAGUAUAAAACUUUUGUCUAGGUCAUUUUAGAAUAUCCUUCUUAUCUGUUGUUAUAAAAUAAAUGUUAAAAAAAAUAAAUUAGGGGAAAAAAAAGUCAGAGUAGACAAAAAUGCUGGUUGUUUGUUUACAUGUGCAAUAUAAUGACUAUAAAUAAAUCUGCGCACUAACACUAAACAGUCCCCUCUUAUAGUAAUUUCCAUUGAUUACAGGCAAUAUGUUAUGGUUUAAACACUGUAAACAUUGUGAAAUGUGUUCUUGUGUGUAGUUUUCUGAGACUUGUGCUCCUGUGGCUCAGUGGUAGAGCAUUGCGUUAGCAGCGCCAAAGGUCGUGGGUUCGAUUCCCUGGGAACACACAUACUGGUAAAAAUUGUAUAGCCUUAAUGCAUUGUAAGUCGCUUGUCUGCUAAAUGCAUAAAUUAUUAUAAUUAUUACUUUGGGAAAGGAAAAGGAACUAUGGAUUUGUUCAUGCUGUAACUUUUUGUUACCUAACCUUGGUAACUUGAUAUUUUUACUUUUACCCUUUGCCCUCCCUGAAAUAUUUUACAUUGCACCAUUGUUUU
Sinocyclocheilus grahami is the source of this 1650-nucleotide messenger RNA. RefSeq names its product zinc finger protein 37-like. Bases 234 to 1049 code for a protein of 271 amino acids. Lineage: Eukaryota; Metazoa; Chordata; Actinopteri; Cypriniformes; Cyprinidae. The transcript is spliced from 2 exons. Gene Ontology annotation, molecular function: DNA-binding transcription factor activity, RNA polymerase II-specific; RNA polymerase II cis-regulatory region sequence-specific DNA binding. The record is from RefSeq and is a predicted model, not a curated record. Gene Ontology annotation, biological process: regulation of transcription by RNA polymerase II.